Molecule: messenger RNA, 525 nt
Organism: Penicillium canescens
Lineage: Eukaryota; Fungi; Ascomycota; Eurotiomycetes; Eurotiales; Aspergillaceae
Exons: 4
Coding region: 1-525 (174 amino acids)
Source: RefSeq, a predicted model, not a curated record
AUGUCCUUGUCUUCAUCGUCCACAAUUAGCAUCAUCAAUGUUAGCCAAGGCCUAUCGGGCCUAAUGGCCGACGUAAGCCGUGCUUUCUUCAUUUGUUACCAAGAAUAUACUGCAACAGGCACACCACUAGACGAAGAAACUACCACUGGAGUGGAGCUUGAAGAAGGGUCACUCACUCCCUUGAAUGAUUCCCUUUCCAUCCCGGCUAUAUUUCAGGAUCCACAGUAUUGGAGGGUUGAAACUUGUGGUAUUCGAGUGGGUGAUAUGUUCUUCUUUCAUGGCUUAACGACUGAUGAAGUGAUAAUCAAGCCGAAACCAGGGUACAUCAGCAAGCACUUCUUUUCUGGCGUUCUCGAUCAGAAUCGCAGCUCCGCGGUUUUCCUUAUUGCCAAUCUCCAGCCAUAUAUCCCUGCGGCAACAAGUACAGGAUAUCAUCCUCACAAUUUGCCCGUAGAGGAGCAACAUCAAUUGAUGUGGAUGCCUCGAUACCCUAGUUACGCACCCUCGUGGUACUUAGUUAGAUAG